CAUUGAGUCAUGCCCCCGUUCUGGGGCCAGAGCAAACGGGGCUGGCGGACGCUUCAGAAUUGUCGGAGAACCACCCGGGCGACCAAACUUCCGCCACACUCAAAAUGGCGAUCACACGUCACCUCACUUCCGUUGGUGACCGGAAGUUGGGGGUCUUGCAAGUAUGGCGGCAUCGAAGGUGAAGCAGGACAUGCCCCCGCCAGGGGGCUACAGCCCCAUCGACUACAAGCGGAACCUUCCUCGCCGGGGACUGUCGGGCUACAGCAUGUUCGCUGUGGGCAUCGGGGCCUUGCUCUUUGGCUACUGGAGAAUGAUGAGGUGGAACCGGGAGCGCAGCGUCCUGUGGCCCUGUCAUAUCUGUUCCAUACUCCCUCAGUGGCCCCAUUUGACCCCGAGUGGGUGUCACGGUUUCACAGGCGCCUGCAGAUCGAGGAUUUGGAGGCCCGGAUCGCCCUCAUGCCGCUCUUCCAGGCAGAGAUGGACAGGAGGACCCUGCAGAUUCUUCGGGAGAACCUGGAGGAGGAGGCUGUCAUCAUGAAAGAUGUGCCUGACUGGAAGGUGGGCGAGUCUAUGUUCCACACCACGCGCUGGGUGCCGCCCCUCCUCGAAGAGUUGUACGCUGUGCGCUCCAACGAGGAGCUGGACAACGCCAGGUUCGGCUUCUCCUGGUACCUGUAGGGCCCGAGCCCACGCCCACAAUAAAGAAUAAUCAAAUAAACGCCA
This is a messenger RNA of Peromyscus californicus insignis, 723 nucleotides long. RefSeq names its product NADH:ubiquinone oxidoreductase subunit A13 (gene Ndufa13). NCBI's taxonomy places the organism in Eukaryota, Metazoa, Chordata, Mammalia, Rodentia, Cricetidae. The transcript is spliced from 5 exons. The coding region runs from base 10 to 678 and encodes 222 amino acids. The record is from RefSeq and is a predicted model, not a curated record.